AUGUCCACAUUUGGGAACACGUGUUACUGCAACUCUGUGCUGCAGGCGCUGUACUUCUGCCGUCCGUUCCGGGAGAAUGUGCUGGCGUACAAGGCGCAGGCCAAGAAGCGGGAGAACCUACUGACGUGCCUGGCUGACCUCUUCCACAGCAUCGCCACGCAGAAGAAGAAGGUGGGCGUCAUCCCGCCCAAGAAGUUCAUCUCCAGGCUGAGGAAGGAGAACGACCUGUUUGACAACUAUAUGCAGCAGGAUGCACACGAGUUCCUGAACUACCUGCUGAACACGGUGGCGGACAUCUUGCAGGAGGAGAAGAAGCAGGAGAAGCAAAAUGGCCGCCUGAAGAACAAUGGAACGCCGGCCAACGCACCCUCGGACAACGCGCCCAGCAACGACCACGAGCACAAGGUGGCCGAGGCCACCUGGGUGCACGACAUCUUCCAAGGCACACUCACCAACGAGACGCGCUGCCUCAACUGCGAAACGGUCAGCAGUAAGGAUGAGGACUUCCUAGACCUGUCUGUGGACGUGGAGCAGAACACUUCAAUAACGCACUGUCUCAGGGACUUCAGUAAUACAGAGACCCUCUGCAGUGAAUAUAAAUACUACUGUGAAACAUGCUGCAGCAAACAGGAGGCCCAGAAAAGGAUGCGUGUUAAGAAGCUGCCCAUGAUCCUGGCGCUCCACCUGAAGCGCUUCAAGUACAUGGAGCAGCUGCACCGCUACACCAAGCUGUCGUACCGCGUGGUCUUCCCCCUGGAGCUGCGCCUCUUCAACACCUCCGCAGACGCCGUCAACCUCGACCGCAUGUACGACCUGGUGGCCGUGGUGGUGCACUGCGGCAGUGGGCCGAACAGAGGACACUACAUCACCAUAGUGAAGAGUCAUGGCUUCUGGCUACUGUUUGAUGACGACAUAGUGGAGAAAAUAGAUGCACAGGCUAUCGAGGAGUUCUACGGCCUGACCUCCGACAUUUCAAAGAAUUCCGAGUCGGGAUAUAUUCUCUUUUACCAGUCGCGGGAAUAGCAACGACGACAAAGUGGAAGAGGAAGAAAAUAAAGCAAGAUGACGAAGAACAGAUGAAGAGGGAGACAUAGAACAAGGGAGCACAAAGGAAGAGAGGAGAAAGGAACAACAAAAGUUGACUUGGAUAUUGACCACAAACCCCUUAUCCCUGAACGCCCCUUUUCCCAACUCCCUUUCCUUUCCUGU
Engraulis encrasicolus (European anchovy) is the source of this 1209-nucleotide messenger RNA. Its product is annotated as ubiquitin carboxyl-terminal hydrolase 46-like. The record is from RefSeq and is a predicted model, not a curated record. Gene Ontology annotation, molecular function: cysteine-type deubiquitinase activity. The coding region runs from base 1 to 1023 and encodes 340 amino acids. Gene Ontology annotation, cellular component: nucleus; cytosol. NCBI's taxonomy places the organism in Eukaryota, Metazoa, Chordata, Actinopteri, Clupeiformes, Engraulidae. The transcript has 8 exons. Gene Ontology annotation, biological process: protein deubiquitination.